Manihot esculenta (cassava) is the source of this 1856-nucleotide messenger RNA. RefSeq names its product 26S proteasome non-ATPase regulatory subunit 12 homolog A. NCBI's taxonomy places the organism in Eukaryota, Viridiplantae, Streptophyta, Magnoliopsida, Malpighiales, Euphorbiaceae. Gene Ontology annotation, cellular component: nuclear proteasome complex; proteasome regulatory particle, lid subcomplex; cytoplasm. The transcript has 11 exons. Bases 1 to 1338 code for a protein of 445 amino acids. The record is from RefSeq and is a predicted model, not a curated record.
AUGGGAAAUCAGGAGGGCAAAGCCAAUUUAGAGUCGUCGAUAGAGCAGUUGCAGAAUGUCGAGAAGCAGAUGAGACUAGCCGGUGACGUCGCCGGAACUAAGAAGGCCGUAACGGACAUUCUUCAACUUUGCUUCGAAGCCAAAGACUGGAAGAUGCUCAACGACCAGAUAAUCCUUCUCUCCAAGAAACGUGGUCAACUCAAGCAGGCUGUAACUGCCAUGGUCCAGCAAGCCAUGCAGUACAUUGAUGAGACACCAGAUCUCGACACUCGUAUAGAGCUCAUUAAGACACUUAACACUGUUUCUGCUGGGAAGAUUUAUGUUGAAAUUGAGAGAGCUCGGUUGAUAAAAAAACUGGCAAAGAUUAAGGAAGAACAAGGGCUUAUAGCUGAAGCGGCAGAUUUGAUGCAAGAAGUUGCAGUGGAAACUUUUGGUGCAAUGGCAAAAACAGAGAAAAUUGCUUUCAUUCUUGAACAAGUUCGUCUAUGCCUAGACCGCCAAGAUUAUGUUCGUGCACAAAUUCUCUCAAGGAAGAUUAGUCCAAGAGUAUUUGAUGCUGAUACUUCCAAAGAGAAGAAGAAACCCAAGGAAGGUGAUAAUGUUGUUGAAGAGGCCCCUGCUGAUAUACCGUCACUCUUGGCAUUAAAGAGAAUCUACUAUGAAUUAAUGAUACGGUAUUAUUCUCAUAACAAUGAUUACCUUGAAAUUUGCCGUUGCUACAAGGCCAUAUACGAAAUCCCUUCAGUAAAGGAAGACCCAGCUCAGUGGAUUCCGGUCCUGAGAAAAAUCUGUUGGUAUUUGGUACUGUCACCACAUGAUCCAAUGCAAUCAAGCCUUUUGAAUUCUACCUUGGAGGAUAAACACCUUUCUGAAAUUCCAAAAUUUAAGGUGCUCUUGAAACAAUUGGUCACAAUGGAGGUCAUCCAAUGGACAUCUCUUUGGAAUACAUACAAUGAAGAGUUUGACACUGAGAAGAACUUGCUUGGAGGCUCUUUGGGUGACAAAGCAGCAGAAGAUUUGAAGCAAAGGAUAAUUGAACAUAAUAUCCUUGUUGUUUCUAAGUACUACUCAAGGAUUACCGUGAAGAGACUUGCAGAAUUGUUGUGUCUCAGCAUCCAGGAAACUGAGAAACACCUUUCAGAUAUGGUUGUGUCCAAAGCAUUGGUGGCAAAGAUUGACAGGCCAAUGGGGAUAAUCUGUUUCCAAGUAGCAAAAGAUAGCAAUGACAUUCUUAACUCAUGGUCAAUGAACCUGGAGAAGCUGCUUGAUCUUGUUGAGAAGAGUUGCCACCAAAUACACAAAGAAACCAUGGUACACAAAGCUGCUCUCAAAGUUUGAAAGGUUGAGUUUUUGCAAUCUGUGUGCUGGUUGGCCCAGUUGGAGCUUUUGCCUUGUGGACAAGUGAAAAAAAAUUUCCAUUAAAAUGUUUGUUGGCUAGGUUGAUGAGAGGCAUGCAUUUGCCCACAAAUUGUUUCUAUUAGUGACGGAGAUAGUGAACUCAGCAUACGCUUCCUAGGACUGGAAAGUAAGAUUGUUGUAUACUUCUGGCACAUAUCGUACCACUGACUAAUUGCAGGAACCAAAUGGCUUUGUUUUAUAGCAGUGGAAAGAAAUUCUUGAGGAAUUUUUUUAAGCUUUCCUUUCUGUUAUGUGGUACUUUUGAUCACUUAUGCUGAAGCAACUGGGCGACCAUUUUAUGUUUAUUGCUGAUUGUUCGGUACGGCUGACUUUGCUGUUGUUAUUUGAUGGACAUUAGUAGGCGUGUCCUCAAGCUACGUAUUUACUAGUUCACAAAACUCUUGCUGUAGGUUGUAUGAAAGAGGUUUUAUUUUUAUUUUUAUAUAUAUUUUUUCCAA